Molecule: messenger RNA, 459 nt
Organism: Porites evermanni
Lineage: Eukaryota; Metazoa; Cnidaria; Anthozoa; Scleractinia; Poritidae
Source: the annotation of a GenBank genome assembly
AUGGCGCUUUCGUUUCCUGAUGAAAGUUCCCCCUUUGUGGCGUGUUUUCUUCUUUUCUGUUACUACUUGAUGAGCAGCUACAGCUCAUUCAGUAACAGGUACCAUGAUCUCUCCCUUGCAAUUUUUAACUGUUACAAAAAACAAAGUCAUCGAAUCUCCCAUGAGGGACUGUGCACAGACGUCAAAACCGAUCCUUCUAAAAGCAAACGCAACGUGAUAAAAAUCCCGAAGGAGCUUUUCGAUAUGGCUUGCGCAGAGCUUAAGUCCAUCAGAGAAACUCUUUGCAUAUUGAUUUUGAAGGUGGCCUUCAUUUCAAGUUUCGUAUUCCUUGUCUUUUACUUGACAAUGCGGCUACAUCUCGGUUUUAAGCCUGUUGCAAAAACUGCAGUUGCGUUUUUUACCGGGUUGUUCCCCAAGAUCGUCACCAAAUACCUAGGAGGAGAAAGACAAAAACGAAUU